AUGGGAAUGAAAAUCCUAAUUAUUCUCUCACUGGCGGCUACUUGCUUGGCCAGGCACCGUACCGAUGACCGAAAGGCAUUCUUGUUCCCUAGUCAACCCAGUUCAAACAAGAGUUCUCACACUUUUGAGUGGCCUGAAUUUGGGAACUCUGGCUCACUAGGCACUGAUAUAAGUAAAAAAACUGAGAAGACAUCAGAAGAAUCUGGCUUUGUGUUGACCAAUCCCAAACGUAGAGAUGUGAAGCUUGGGAGAGGAUUUCCAGUUUUUGGAUUUCGGGGUCCCCUAAAACAAGCUCAAUCAGACAACAUAAAAAGUGAUGCAACUAUUAAGUUAGAAAGUCCUUCAUUUAUUGAGAAUGCUACACCAGUGCUUGAAAAAGGAGAAUCUUCCUCCAGUUCAGAAAGCCAGGCUGUUGAUCAGCAGCAGUCGUCUUCAAGUGAGGAAAGCAGUCAAUCGUUUAGCGAGGAAACAAAAGCAAAGGUUGCUAAUCCAGAGUUGUCAUCUAUCACUGCAACAGUUGUUGAAGGAAAGAAGUUCUCUAGUGAGGAGACUGACGCACCAAACCCUAACCAAGAUGUUGUCAAUGAUCAAGAAGAAUCUCCCAAGAAAGCACCAAAGCCCAGUCUAGAAAAUCAACAAUCAAGAGUCUUGAAGAAAGAAAACCUAUUCUUGAAAUUUGGCUUACAGCCUUCUGCCCAGAAAUACAGUUUAGGAGAUAUUGAUAGUAAAAGGCCACAACCAGCCAAACGGAAGCGUAGGCUAGGUCAGCGGUCUUUGAGGAGUGCAGAAUUCAACAUUCCAGAGUUGGCCAUUAAGCUAGACAAAGGAGGAAGUAGAAAUGUGCAAAGACCUCAAGGGGGGAUAGUGGCAAAUCAUAAGAAAAAAUCUGUCCAAAAACGAUUUAAAAAGUAACCUACAUUAUAUGUGUAUAUUGACAGCUCAGCACAUAACUUGCAUGAAAAUGUAUGAUUUUUUUGUUGAAUUACUCUGUAGACAUUCCUUCUAAUUUCUCUCAGCUAUUUUCUUACUAAAACCCAAUAAAGCUUCAGCAAUAAUACUGUGAACUUAUUUAGCUACUUUAAUUAAGCUGUAUAUCGGUUAUACAA
This is a messenger RNA of Bufo bufo (common toad), 1106 nucleotides long. RefSeq lists its product as uncharacterized. The transcript has 3 exons. The coding region runs from base 1 to 912 and encodes 303 amino acids. NCBI's taxonomy places the organism in Eukaryota, Metazoa, Chordata, Amphibia, Anura, Bufonidae. The record is from RefSeq and is a predicted model, not a curated record.